Phyllotreta striolata is the source of this 2374-nucleotide messenger RNA. The record is from the annotation of a GenBank genome assembly. Lineage: Eukaryota; Metazoa; Arthropoda; Insecta; Coleoptera; Chrysomelidae.
CAAGAUUGUUAUUUGAUUCAAAAAUGAGAAAUUUUGAAUAUUUGCUCAAAUGAUUAAAAAAAUUAGACAGAAAAAUAUCGUCAACAGAAAUCAAUAUCCCACACUUAAACAAGUUUGCAGAAAAAAAUAUAAAUAUCGAGUGAACUUCGCUAACAAAGUAAACUUCAUUCGGUUACCCUCGUGCAGAAAAAAACACAAUUUUCAAAAUUACAUCUCGGGUUUUGCAACAGAUGCGUUUCGGCUGCUUUAACUGCGGUGGUUUUUAUCUACACUCUACAGUAAUAAAAUCGGUGUUAUUAUUUUUAUUGUGUUCAGUUGGUGCAUUGUAUUGUAUAAAAAUACCACGUAAGACAAUUUUCGAUCAAUUGUUUAAGUGAAAAUAUAAUUCGACACCCGAAUUUCCACUAUCGACUCUUGAAUCAACAUUGUAAUGCUAAAUUAAACAACAUUAGAGAUAAAAAUGAACGAUAGAAGUAAUUACCAAUUCACCAAUAAUAAAGGGCGAUGCAAUUCGUUGAUACUCGAUCAAAACUCCAGACGGUCUUCCUUCUACAAAACCAAUUCCUAUCAAAGCUCUCGCGAAUACAUCCACAAUAAGCCCACUAUGGGCAUGACUGCUUUGCUUAAAAAAGCUCACAUCGAUUGCACCGAUUCGUUUAUAAUACACAACAUCAUUAUCAACGAGUACAAAGAUAAAUUGAAUUACAUUUGCAACAAGAUGUAUCGCAGGAGGCUCUGCAGGAGAAGCGAAUCCGAGGAUGAUUACAGCGAGAAUAGCAAUCUCCAAAGGUACUCGCCGAUCUCCCUGUCGUCGAAUCUUGUGGACGAUUCGAGCACUGUUUUCGAGUACCAUCAGGCCGAUCUCACCGAAUAUUCCGUCGAUGAUUUUAGCGAUUCUUGCAAUAAUAACGAUGAUACAUCCAACAGUUUCUUCGAGUACGAUCCCAAUAAGUUCUUGGCUACUGCAAUCGGGGAUUUGGGCAAUUUUGAUCCCGAGUACAUAACCCCAGUUGAAGAUAACAGUCAGCUGUACGAGGAUAGUAUACAGACAUCGAAUGUGUCUUGCUUAAUUUCUAAAGCGAAUUCAACGGAAUCGUCUACAGAAGGCGAAAACAAGUCGGAAGAUGUGCUCGAGCAGUACCAAGAGGAAUUGUUCAAGCAAAACUUGAUACUUUGCCAAACUUUCAAAGCUCUGGACGUCUGUAAAACUUCGAAGAUGCAUUUUUUCGGUAGGGAAAGAUUGGAAGCGGAAAAGAUAUUCUUAGUAGCUAAAUUAGCUAAAGAAGCGCUGGUAAAUAAAAUAAAUGCGCUGUCGAGUGAUUUGCGUUGUAAUACUUCCCAGCGCGGUUGUAAAGGGGAAGUUAGAAUUUCGAAAAUUUUGUUUAAAUUUAAAGAAUUGGAUUCUCGUCACGACGAUUUCAACGAGCAUUUCCUAGUGGUUUUGCUCAGCGGGACGAAAGUCUUGGCCAGUAAACUCCUGAAGGAACAUAAAGGUGCUCUAGAAAUCUACCAGCAUUUCAAUUUCCAGAAUUUGUCCGAAGAUUUCGAAAUUUCCAUAUUCGUGUUUUCCUUGGGUUUGAGGACGGAAGACCGCAAAAAUCGGAAGAGCCACAUCGGAUGUCUUCGUUCCAAGAGCAUUUUCAGAUGCAAAAAACAACCCAAACUACCCAAAAUAUCUAGCGGAACUUCCGAGCAACUAUUCGUAUUAGUAGGAAGUUCGCACUUAACUAAAUCCGAUUUGUCGAACGUGCGUAAUAACAAACUGAAUUUGGAGUUAGAACAAGGCUACUUGUGCCCUUACCUCCAACCAGACUUCCAAUUACACAUAGACACUGGAAUGGAAUUAACUAACAAAUUCACCGGAUUUUUAAGCGUCGGCAUUCGCUGCGGUAACAGAGGAUUAACCUGGAACAAACGUUGGUGCGUUUUAGAUGGAUGUUUCCUGAAGUACUGGAAUUACCCGUGCGAGGAAUCGACGCGGCCUUUGAACGAAAUCGACUUGAGACUGUGUACAACGCGGAAGGUGGUGCUGGCUGAACGAAGUGCUUGUGCAAGGCCGAAAACGCUGGCCUUGCCCGUGAAGCAACCGGACACCGGCGAGUCGAAGAGGUUUUUUCUAUCGGCCGACACGAACGAGGAUCUGCGCAAAUGGGAAGCCGAAUUGAAUUUUGUGAUUGGAUCCCUGUCGGUCUGGCGGGGAGCGAAGGAAAGUUAAUUUUUUUUAACGAUCGUUAAUAUUUUUUUUACAAUGCGACUUUGAUUUUUUUUGUUGUUGAACGUUUCAUAAAAGUUAGUUAUUAUUUAUAAAAGGUUUAUUUAUGUUCUUUUUUUAUUCGGAUUACUAAGUUUUACUUGUUAACAAGUAUUAAUAAAA